Molecule: messenger RNA, 1839 nt
Organism: Medioppia subpectinata
Lineage: Eukaryota; Metazoa; Arthropoda; Arachnida; Sarcoptiformes; Oppiidae
Source: the annotation of a GenBank genome assembly
AUGGCUGACAGGACUGCAAUCAGAGCAGAGUUGGAGAAAAAGAAACUAAAAUUACAGCAAUUGAAGGACGAAAAGGAGAGACGAAAGAGAGAGAAACAAAGCCAAGAGUCGGCCGAACGCACCGAUGGACUCGUUUCGCAACGAAAUAUCGAAGAAGUGGAUCAACUGCUCAGAGAUGUCGGCAUCGAUCCCACCAAUAGUGAUAACUCGCUGUCGAGUAAACCAAUGGCCGACACGAGUCACUCCUCGCCGGGCAAAGACAGUCUUCCGUCGGCGACCACUCACUCGUCGGCUGUCGAGCCGAAGAACUUUUCGAUCGUUAAUCUAAACCAGACGUCGAUUGCGCCCAAAGAGAGCGUUACGUAUGAAAAGCAAACGCAAACUAUAGGCGGAAACAACGAAAGAGGAGGCGGUCCACUCGACUAUUACGAAUGGGAUGACGAGUUCCAAGUUCUUACUUAUGAUGAUAACGAAGAUGAAGGCGACGGCUCUCUGUUUGGCUCUUACAACAAGUCGUCAAUGCAUCCGCACUUACCGAACGUGGAAAUGGUUAGACCCGCGCAAACACAUCAGGAAUUGGCCAAAGAAGAAGACAAAGCGAAGGUUAAGAGAGAGUAUAGCGACGAAGAGAAGCGACACAUUAUGAUGAGUGAAGAGUUCAAAAAGUUUAUCGAUCGAGCCGUUAGAAUCACCGAAAGGGCCCUCUAUUAUAACGAACCCUCGGAUAUAUUCAUUGACUAUACGGGCACUCGUGAGGAACUCGAAAGAAUCACCGAAAGGGCCCUCUAUUAUAACGAACCCUCGGAUAUAUUCAUUGACUAUACGGGCACUCGUGAGGAACUCGAAAGCGAAGACAAGAGUGGAAAUCGUUUAGUAUUUAAUCGUUGUUUUUACGACGAGCGGUGGUGUAAGAACCGGACCAUCACUUCAUUUGAUUGGUCGACUCAAUACCCGGAAUUAUUGGUGGCCUCUUAUAAUAACAAUGAGGACAAUCCUAACGAACCGGACGGUGUGUGCCUUAUAUGGAAUAUGAAGUUUAAAAAGUCGAGCCCUGAAUACAUAUUCCACUGCCAGUCGCCGGUUAUGUCCGUGUGUUUCGCCAAAUUUCAUCCCAAUCUAAUACUCGGCGGCACUUAUUCCGGACAAAUAGUCUUGUGGGACAACCGCUCCAAUAAGCGGACGCCUGUCCAACGGAGUCCACUGUCGGCCUCAGCGCAUACACACCCCGUUUAUUGCAUUCAAGUGGUCGGAACUCCGAACUCGCAUAACGUGAUCAGUGUGUCCACCGAUGGAAAGCUUUGUUCGUGGAGUUUAGACAUGUUAUCACAACCUCAAGACACGAUGGAAUUGAGUCAACAGAAACAGUCGCGACCGGUGGCCGUCUCCUCCAUGUCUUUCCCUUUCGGCGAUUACAAUAACUUUAUAAUUGGUAGCGAAGAGGGAUCGGUGUAUACGGCGUGUCGUCACGGGACCAAAGCUGGCAUUUUGGAUGUGUUUGAGGGCCAUCAGGGACCCGUCACUGGCGUCGACUGUCAUUCCGCUCACUCGCAGAUUGACUUUUCCCAUCUAUUUCUCACUUCAUCUUUUGAUUGGACACUAAAGUUAUGGUCGACUAAAGAGAGUAAACCUUUGUAUUCGUUUGAAGACAAUUGUGAUUAUUUAUAUGAUGUGCGAUGGAGUCCAACACAUCCCGCACUCUUUGCCAGUGUUGAUGGAAUGGGAAGAAUAGACUUAUGGAAUCUGAAUAACGACACAGAAUUGCCCACCGCUUCCACUAUUGUCGACGGGAAUCCAGCCCUCAAUCGCAUCGUUUGGAACAAUUCUGGGAAUCAAGUGGUC